UUAAUGAAUGAAUAUGGUUGCAACGUGUGCAACGAGGAGUAUUCGGCACGGGAUCCUUUGAAAUGUCCACGUGUUUUGACGGGUUGCGGCCAUACAAUUUGCCACAAUUGUGCCAUAUCAAUUGCCGGUCGAAAUUCGUCCAUUUUUUGCCCAUUUGACAGAACGGCAACUCAAAUUCCUGGCGGAGAUCUUCAAAAUCUCAAAAAGAAUUUCGCGUUGUUAGAGCUGCUCGAAAAAAUAGCCGACGGUGGUGGAUUGCUGGAGAAGUCGGGUGAAGUUGUGAAGUUCGAUCGUUACUCGAAAGAACGUCUUCUGAAUUUGGAAUGUGACGAGGAUUCGGAACACGUGGCAGUUAUCUAUUGCACAGUUUGUGAUAGUAAUUUAUGUGAAAGAUGUUCCGAGAGCACACACUCCACCAAUGUUCUAUCUAAACAUCGUCGAAUUCCAUUAACCGAGAAGCCUCCUCCACUUGUUCAUUGUCGCCUACAUUCAUCAUAUGUCGUGGAAUUCGUUUGCAAGGAACUCUCCUGUGACACCGAGAGUCCGUUGAUGUGUAUGAUGUGUAGGGAUUAUGGUAGACACAAGGGUCAUAGUCAUGUACUAAUCGAAAAAGAAGUGGAAGAUUUGAGAGAAAAAGUUAGAGAGCAUUUGGGAGAGCUGUCAAAGCAGUCGGAGACAAUUGGAAAUGCACUUCAUUCGAUUGAUUCAGUUAUUCAUGAGUUGACUCCUGGACAAGAAGAUGGCAGUUUGGAGGAGACCCGGCAAGAGGUUCGCAAUCACUUCCGUCGGCUACGAACAGCUCUGGAUCGAGAUGAAGAGGAUGCGGUGGAAACUGUAGAUCGGUAUGCUCGGAACCGCGUCGAGUCGUUACAAACUCAAAAAGAGAGACUGGAAGCUAUUUCUUCAAAGAUCGGAAAUACUUGUACUACCUUACAAAAAGCUUUGAUAAUGGAGAGGGGAAAGAUUUUGGAUCGGAAAGAUGAUUUGUUGGCGCUGGCGGAAUCAACUGCUGCUGAACCUACUGCAGUUCUAGAUCAAUCACAGUUGAGCACAAGAAUUGCUUUUUCAUUUUUAAAUGAUAGGAAAUUGCAUAUCGGAGAUUUCAUCGAAAGUCGAGUUGUUUUGUUAGGUCUUGAUGGUGCUGGCAAAACUUCAAUAGUCCGCCGUUUAAAGAAAGUUCAAAUGGACACAGUAAUGGCUCCACAUCCAACAAUCGGUUUCAACAUCGAAACGAUUCAUUAUAAAAAUUAUCGUCUCAACUUUUGGGACGUUGGCGGAUUGCCAAAACUUCGGCAUCUUUGGAAACAUUAUUAUUCGAAUGCUCAGGCGAUAUUCUAUGUGAUUGAUGGAUAUGCUGUGGAACGGUUUUCCGAAGCAAUUAAGGAGUUGAAUCGAGUUAUGAGUGAUCCGUUAGUUGGAACAUGUCCCGUUAUUGUAGCUGUAAACAGGAAAGAUGGAUAUGCUCUAAACGGUCACAUGGAUGCGUUACUAUCCCAACUCGAAGCUCUCCCAUUCCAACAUCAUUUUCAUUGUUGCGAUGCAGCAACUGGAUCAGGAAUUGACCAAAUUAUUGAUCAAAUCACAGUUUGCCUCAGUCGUCUUAAUGGUACAUGCCCUGUAUAGUUUUCUGUCGGAAUUUAUAGUUUUUUCGUUUAUUUUUAAAAUUUGCCCUUUGCUCAUGUAUUUGUGUAUAAAUAAACAAUUCUGAAU
Molecule: messenger RNA, 1710 nt
Organism: Caenorhabditis elegans
Lineage: Eukaryota; Metazoa; Nematoda; Chromadorea; Rhabditida; Rhabditidae
Gene: arc-1
Product: E3 ubiquitin-protein ligase arc-1
Exons: 5
Coding region: 4-1623 (539 amino acids)
Biological process (GO): protein ubiquitination
Molecular function (GO): GTP binding; ubiquitin protein ligase activity; GTPase activity
Source: RefSeq, marked reviewed